This is a messenger RNA of Stereum hirsutum FP-91666 SS1, 426 nucleotides long. Its product is annotated as cytochrome b5. Bases 1 to 426 code for a protein of 141 amino acids. The transcript has 3 exons. The record is from RefSeq and is a predicted model, not a curated record. Gene Ontology annotation, molecular function: heme binding. NCBI's taxonomy places the organism in Eukaryota, Fungi, Basidiomycota, Agaricomycetes, Russulales, Stereaceae.
AUGCCGCCACCCACGACGUUGAAGCCUCCGACGCUUUCGCCGAAGAAGAGGGAGAAGGUUGCGUUGGCGCCGGGACAUAGUUCGUUGGAUUGGGCGAGUUUGAAGAGUUCGGGGGCGGAUCUUAGGGUAAGUCUCUUUUCGUGCUUUUGGUCGUUAUUUUUGGGCGGCACAACCCAACUCAUGCGCAUCCCCCCCUCCGUCCUCAAACUGCACAACAAGAAAGACGACGCGUGGUCGGCCAUAAACGGCAAAGUCUACAAUCUUACACCUUAUUUGCCUUAUCACCCCGGUGGGGAGAGGGAGCUGAUGAGGGUUGCGGGGAGGGAUGGGACGAAGCUUUUUGCAUUAACGCAUGCGUGGGUCAACGUCGACUUCAUGAUGGAUGCGUGCUUGGUCGGGUUUCUAGUCUCUGAGCCGUCGAGUUAG